AUGUCAGGGCGUAAGGAGCAACAGGACCUGGUGCUCAUUAAACAACUGGAGCUCAUUCUGGAUUCCUGCACACUGGAGCUCACUGCAGUUGAUGAAGUCUGGCCAAACCUCUACAUAGGAAACAUAGCUGUAGCACAGAAUAAAAAUACAUUAUCCAAAAUGGGCAUCACACACGUCCUGAAUGCAGCUCACUCCAAGCAGGGAAGCAUCGGGGACCAAUGUUUCUAUGGCAACAGUUGUGUUUACUGUGGCAUACCAGCAGAAGAUUCGGACCACUUUGACCUCAGCCGGUACUUCAAACAUGCAGCUGACUUCAUCCAUAAAGGCCUUAAGUACAACCAAGGGAAAGUUCUGGUGCAUUGCAUUAUGGGAGUGAGUCGCUCAGCCUCCUUGGCACUGGCCUACCUCAUGCUGCGUCAACGCCUCAAUCUUCAGGAUGCUCUUAGACACAUUGUGCAGAAGCGGGCCAUUUACCCCAAUCGGAACUUCCUCAUGCUCCUUCACAAGCUGAGUGAACAGUUGGUAUUCAAAAGGAGGCUGUGCCCCCUCCUCUGA
Syngnathoides biaculeatus (alligator pipefish) is the source of this 555-nucleotide messenger RNA. Its product is annotated as dual specificity protein phosphatase family protein. Gene Ontology annotation, cellular component: cytoplasm. Gene Ontology annotation, molecular function: protein tyrosine/serine/threonine phosphatase activity; MAP kinase phosphatase activity. The transcript is spliced from 3 exons. NCBI's taxonomy places the organism in Eukaryota, Metazoa, Chordata, Actinopteri, Syngnathiformes, Syngnathidae. Gene Ontology annotation, biological process: negative regulation of MAPK cascade; protein dephosphorylation. The record is from RefSeq and is a predicted model, not a curated record. The coding region runs from base 1 to 555 and encodes 184 amino acids.